This is a messenger RNA of Clupea harengus (Atlantic herring), 4829 nucleotides long. It is a transcript of the gene pcdh1b, whose product is annotated as protocadherin 1b. Gene Ontology annotation, biological process: homophilic cell-cell adhesion. The record is from RefSeq and is a predicted model, not a curated record. Gene Ontology annotation, cellular component: plasma membrane. NCBI's taxonomy places the organism in Eukaryota, Metazoa, Chordata, Actinopteri, Clupeiformes, Clupeidae. Gene Ontology annotation, molecular function: calcium ion binding.
AUAGAAACAUUUCCUGCCCUAGGUUAAUUACCUUUUGUUUUGAUGACAUCGCUUAUUCAAAGCCUGAAUGAUAGAGGCUGUAGGCUAUUUUUUUUAUGUCUAAAUUAUAUAUUGAUUGAUAAUCUACUGUUUGACAUGUGAUAAUGUGGGCAACGCAGCGACUACUGCCAUAAACACAAACGGCAAAGUAUAUAUAUAUUGAUUGAUAAUCUACUGUUUGACAUGUGAUAAUGUGGGCAACGCAGCGACUACUGCCAUAAACACAAACGGCAAAGUACCCUAAAGAGGCGGAACAUACGGAAGGCAUUCUAAAAACAUAAGUUAUAUUUAAUUAUUUGUAGCCUAUAUUUCGUAAGCUAAAUGGCAAAAGGCCUAUGCUCACGCCACGCACUCUUGCACAUGUUGCCCACAAACUUAGAUGGAAGAUGGACAAAGUGAGAGACGGCGAGAGAGCAGAGGAGGGACGAGGGAAAGGGAGAAAAUUGAGUGGGACAUGUUGGACAUUUCGAGCUUGUUGUCUUUUCCAGGCGAGCUGCCAAACCCCCCUUAUUCCCUUACAAAAUCAUUUGCAUGCCCGGUUUAGUAGGCUACAGUUACAAUACGAUCGAUGAAAGCUGAUUGUGCAAUUAAAAAGGUUUUCUACUGAGUAAAUGAGCAGGGUGUGUUUAAUGAUAGUUCUCAUACAUUGUAAAGUAUUCACGGAUUUAAGACAACGUGUUGCCUUUAUACCUUUAGCAUAGCCAACUUGGUCUGCAUUGAAACACACAUUACUCUCACCCACAUUCAAUAGAAGGAGCUAGACAUGUCUGAUGAGUGCUACAUUGUAGUCCACUAAUUGGCUAAUUCAGUGAGGUUCAACCGUCGAUGAGUCUGUUGCCACUGACCUCUUGAAAAGGCUCGCGAGUCCGCGAGGCGACAGGAGGUUACGGAGGGCAAAUAAUUAUUUUUCAAUUGCGGGAAAAAAUAAUCUCUAAAGACUGAGAAGCAGCAGACCGAUGAUGUCUCAGCGACGGGGCGCCACGUUGGCAUGGCUGGUGCUGCUGCUGGUCUCGUUCGGCUCCAGUGUGGGAGGCAUUAAGUACCAGUUGGUCGAGGAGAAGCCGCCCAACAUGCUGAUCGGCAGCUUGGCAGCAGACCAGGGGCUGCCCGAUACGGGUCACCUCUACAAGCUGGAGGUAGGCAGCCCUUACCUGCGCGUGGACGGAAAGACCGGAGACAUCUACACCACCGAGGUCCCCAUCGACAGGGAAAACCUGAAGGAGUGCCGUUAUCUGUUUGAGGGUGAUCCCUGUUACCUGGAGUUCGAGGUGUCCAUCACUGACCUCAUCAAAGGCCAGUCUCCCCGUCUGAUAGAGGGGCGCAUCGAGAUCAUGGACCUGAAUGACAACACGCCGCAGUUUUCCUCACCCAUCCUGUCGCUGUCCAUCCCAGAAAAUACGCACGUGGGCACGCUCUUCCCCAUCCCCAUGGCGACCGACAAGGACUCGGGGACAAAUGGCAUCGCCGACUACUCGCUGACCGCGCCAUCGGACGCCGACAGCCUCUUCAGCUUGCAGGUGGCGAUGGACACAGAGGAGACGCUGCCGCAGCUCAUCGUGAUUGGCAACCUGGAUCGCGAGGCGCGCGACUCCUACGACCUCAGCCUCAAGGUGGUGGACGGAGGCACGCCGCCCCGCUAUAGCAGUGCCCUGCUGCGCGUCACUGUCACCGACGUCAACGACAACCCGCCCAGGUUUGAGAGGUCCCACUACGAGGCAGAGCUGCUGGAGAACAGCCCCACAGGUCACUCCGUGUUACAGGUGAAGGCCAAUGACUCUGACAUGGGUCCCAAUGGAGAAGUGACCUACAGCCUGCACCAGGCCUCGGCUCUCGUGCAGAGGCUUCUCAACAUCGACAGGAACAGUGGCAUCAUUUACGUCAAGGGCCUGGUGGACAGAGAGGAGGUGGGUGUCCUGAAGUUCUACGUCUUGGCGAAGGACAAUGGCCCACCGGUCAAGAGUUCCAAGGUCCAGGUGACCAUCACCGUGAAGGACCAGAACGACAACGCACCCACCAUCACCAUCCGUGGUAUUGGCCUGGUGACCCACGACGACGGCGUGGCCAACAUUUCGGAGGACACGCCCGUUGGCACCCCGGUGGCGCUGGUGGAGGUGUCGGACCACGACGAGGGGGAGAACGCCAUCGUGACCUGCGUGGUGGCGGGGGACGUGCCUUUCCAGUUGACACGAGCCAGCGAUUCGGCCAAUGAGAAAAAGAGAAAGUACUUCCUUCAGACAACAACGCUGCUGGACUACGAGCGCAUCAAGGAAUACAGGAUUGAGAUUGUGGGUGUCGACUCAGGCAAUCCAGCUCUGUCAAGCACAAACUCACUGAAAGUCCAAGUCACAGACAUCAACGACAAUGCUCCGAUCUUCUCCCCUUCCCUGUAUGAAGUCGAUUUCGCAGAGGAGAACCAACCUGGUGAUAGAGUUCUGGAUGUAGUUGCAACUGAUGCAGAUAGUGGCACCAAUGCCGAACUCACUUACAGCAUAGUCAUGGACCAGUCCAUCAAAGGGCUAUUUGAGAUCAAUGCCAACACUGGUGAAGUCCGCGUUCUGAACCAACUUGACCGCGAGCACCAAGAACAGUACCAGUUCCACGUUGCUGCAUCGGACAAAGGUGUCCCAAGCCAACGGGGUACAGCCACUGUUGUGGUCCGAGUACUGGACCGCAAUGACAACGACCCCAAAUUCAUGCUGAGUGGAUACAGCUUCUCUGUCCUCGAAAACAUGCCCCCGCUCAGUCCUGUCGGCAUGGUGACAGUCAUCGAUGCAGACAAGGGGGAAAAUGCUCAAGUGAGUUUGUCGGUGGAGCCGGACAAUGGGAAGUUUAUCAUCCAAAAUGGAACGGGCACCAUCUUGUCCAGCAUCUCCUUUGACCGGGAGAAGGAGUGCACCUACACGUUCCGGCUGAAGGCGGUAGAUGGUGGCGACCCGCCACGCUCCUCCUACGUCGGCGUCACCAUUAACGUUCUGGACGAGAACGACAACGCCCCUUACGUCACCAAACCCUCCAACUCCUCGUACAAGUUCCUUCCUCCUCUCACCAGCCCUGAGACUCAUGUCGAAAGGGUCGAGGCCGAGGACAUCGACACAGGGCCCAACGCAGAGCUCCAGUACAACAUCGUCGGUGGCAAUCCUCACGGCCUGUUCCGUAUCUCCCCCAACGACGGCGAGAUCACGCUGACCAAAGAGUUCACACGCAAACACAACGGCCUUCACCGUCUUGUGGUGCGCGUCAGCGACAUGGGCAAGCCUUCACGCCACACCACCGCCCUCGUUCACAUCUUUGUGAACGAGACCAUCGGGAACGUCACCUUAGUGGAGUCCCUCGUGGGCCACAGCCUGUACACCCCACUGGACACAGACAUUGCCGGCGACCCCCACGAGUAUCUGCGCAUUCAGCAAAGCAACAUUGUGUACGGCAGCCUGGCAGGCCUGGCCGGGGUCAUCCUGGUCAUCGUGGUGGUGGUGGUCAUCAGGCAUCGGCUCCAGAAGGAGGCCAAAAGUGGCUACCAAGCGGGGAAGAAGGAGAGCAAAGACCUCUACGCCCCCAAACAGGGCCCAAAGAGCGGUAAGAGCGGCAAAAAGGGGAAGAAGCACAAGGCCCCCAAGCCCGCCAAGCCCAUAGAAGAGGACGAGGAGGCCAGCCUUCAGAAGGGUAUGAAAUUCAACCUCAUGAAUGAAAGUGUCAAUGAAAGCCCUAAGAUCCACCUGCAGCUCAACUACCCCCCGGGCAGCCCAGACCUGGGCAGGCACUACCGCUCCAACUCCCCCCUGCCCUCCAUCCAGCUUCAGCCGCAGUCCCCUUCGGCCUCCAAGAAGCACCAGGCCGUGCAGGAACUCCCGGCCACCAACACCUUUGUGGGAACGGGAGACAACAGCUCUACAGGCUCGGACCAGUAUUCGGAUUACAGGAUUACGGCCAACCCACCGAAAUACAGCAACAAACAGCUGCCGCACCGUCGAGUGACCUUCUCCACAGCCAAUCAGGCGCAGGACCUGCAGGACCCUUCUCAGCACAGCUACUAUGACAGCGGUCUGGAGGAGUCAGAGACGCCCAGCAGCAAGAGCUCGUCUGGGCCCCGCAUCGGGCCCCUGGCCCUGCCCGAGGACCACUACGAGCGGACCACCCCCGACGGCAGCAUCGGAGAGAUGGAGCACCCCGAGAACGACCUCAGGUCUCUCCCCGACGUGGCCAUGACUGGGAACUGCACGCGGGAGUGCACGGAGUUCGGCCACUCGGACGCCUGCUGGAUGCCAGGCCAGCCCUCGCCCACCCACGCCAUGAGCACCAAGGGCGCGCCCACGCUCUCCACCUUCGUGCCUUACCAGGAGCGAGACGGCCCCAUGACCAACGGCAGCCCCAAGCCCGUGCCCGAGGAGCGUGUCAGCGGCAACGGUGGUGGUGGCAGCGGAGGAGGAGGAGGAGGAGGAGGAGGAGGAAGCACCAAAGUGGCUGGCGUGCGCUUCAAGCCUCCGUACACCAGUGCCUACACGGCUGGAGGGGAGCCUGGCAAAGACUGCUCCCUGGAGGAGAUCCCUCUGAGCCAGGCGGCCGACUACUCUUCCUCCACAACCCCCUCCAGCCAGGGCUCCAAGAGGGAGAUCUACCUGUGAGGAGGGAGACAGUGCCUCCCAGAGAGGAGGUCUUGGUUGCACCCUUCAAAACCACGUCAACGCCACUAUGGCUGUUAGCUACUAUUCCCGCCCCUCUCUUAAAGCCCCAACACACAAACCCCCAAAACACACACAUAUUCACACACACACACAUACACACACACACACAUA